AUAACUCUAAUGUUGAUCUCGUGACUGGGAACAAGGAUUUCUUGUGGAGAAGAGCAUGGCAUGCUCAGACAUUGUUGCAGUUGUUUCACAAAACAUUGUUUUAAACACAACAUGAUUCUAACAGUGACUCGACAGUAGGAUUUCACUGAGCGACAUCAGUACAAAGCAGUACAGAAAACAUGGCUGGACUUAAAGACAUGGAUGAUACCUGCAAUGCCUACAGUCUCUACAACAGAUUUGUGGAAGUUUUGAUCGUAGUUGGCAUUGACGAAAACACUGGACUUGUUCCAGCAGACAAAGAUGCAGAACGAGAUAGUGAUAGCCUCCUCCUCAACCUGUUCUACCAGGACUAUGAGCACACGUCCUUGCUGCAGUUUCAUCAAGUAAAGCCACAUACUUCCAGCCAUACUUGAAAGAAGAUCCCCACUACCCUCCUGUCAGCUGUGGUUCUACAGGCAAUUCACUGGACAGUUCAGGAGAACAAUUCCUUAGUCUCCCUACACGUUCCAAAACUAUCCGUGAAGGACGCCGUCGUUACAGUCCAACCAUCAGCCGUAGUCCAUCCAGCAGUCCAUUACCACUUUUGAAGAAACACCUGAUUCGACGGACGCUUCCUGUCAAUUAUCGCUCUGUGACUAUGACCGAUCUCCCUUUAUCAGAAGAAGUUAUUCGUUCGAUUCCUACGUUCUGUUUUCCAGAAAAUGCCAAAGUGUACAGAAACAAACCUGAAAACUCUGUCCAUUACCUUGUCUUCACGGAUCUAUCCGGCAACAGGACUUACGCUACUUGUCUCACCUUCUACAAGCCAUAUGUCUUGCAGAAGGAAGAUUCAGAAAACCUGAACCUGAGUCUUGAGGUGAAGAAGACAAACCUGAGUAGCACGAAGACGCGAGCGUAUGUCCCACAGUGCUGCAUCCUCAUCUCCAAGUAUCCCUACUUCUACUCAAUGAAGGAAUGUCUCUCAUGUAUGGUUGAUAACAUAGAACGUGACAUAGAAGAAAUGUUCUUCUUUGUGAAGGAGUUCACCUACGUCCUCACACUGACCCCCGUUCCCCCACCUGGCAAUGUCUCUGUGAUCCUGACGCUCUCAGCCUUCCAGAUGCAGAUGAUCCUGUACCCCUCCGACUGGCCUGACACGCCAGUGAUCGACAUCCCCCUGCACCUAGUCUUCCUCUCGUUCUCUAUAGACAAUGUUCUCAAGAUCUUCACCAGCAUCCUCACUGAGGAGCGGAUUGUUUUCGUGUCCUCCAGCUAUGGCAAACUGGCAGUCAUCAUGGAGAGCUUCCUCAACUUUAUCCUGCCAUUCUCCUGGAGGUUCACAUACGUCCCGAUCCUUUCCAUGUCUUCCUUAGAGCUGUUGGAGGCUCCAGGUACCUUCAUGAUGGGAUGUCACAGCAAGCAUAUGGAGGUGGUAGAUCAGGUGGAGGGACUGGUUGUUGUCAACAUUGAUGACGACACAGUAAAGAUAAACCCAGAACCUUCAGACAAUGGAGGUGUAGAGAAGACAAUCCCUGAUGUACCAGUUGAGCCGGCACAGUUCUUCAGGAAAGUUGCCAAGGCUUUUCGCUACCAGACAGACCUUGAUGAUGUGCAGAGACCCUUCAUCUAUAAUCUGAAUGAAGAGAGGAAGUACAGGUCCAGGAAGAUACACCAGCUCAACAGGCAGAUAACUCUGGCCUUCCUUGAACUCAUGGUCAACCUUUUCAGGGGAGUGAUACGUGAACUCAAGGUGGAUUUAUGCAAGUUUAAUGUUGAAGCUUUCAAGGAAACUAUAGCAGAGACUGACAAACCCUUCUAUGAUAAGGUUCUCCAAACUGACAUGUUCAAAACCUUCCUCUCAGAGAGGCUUGCAGAGAAGCAGGAUUUUUGGUCAGAUUUUGGAAGCAAAGAACCGACCAUAUGUGAAAAAGGUUGGAGGCCUGUUAGACAGCUCUUCAAGUAUGCCUGCAAGGUAUAUAAGUCCACAUACACCACUUAA
Messenger RNA from Haliotis rubra (blacklip abalone), 1978 nucleotides. Its product is annotated as DENN domain-containing protein 3-like. Gene Ontology annotation, biological process: regulation of Rab protein signal transduction. The coding region runs from base 638 to 1978 and encodes 446 amino acids. The transcript has 12 exons. Gene Ontology annotation, cellular component: cytoplasmic vesicle. The record is from RefSeq and is a predicted model, not a curated record. NCBI's taxonomy places the organism in Eukaryota, Metazoa, Mollusca, Gastropoda, Lepetellida, Haliotidae.